CAUUGCUUUGAAUAAUCCUUGACCGUAUGAGACUCCUGGCUUUCCAAUUGUUUUUCGUUGACUCUGUAACUGGUCAUUGAGAAUGAGCUUAUCUGCCUCUGUGAGCUAAACUAUCUUAUUAAGGGACCAAGGUAACUGCUCAAAUAUUCGGCUUAUCACGAAAGUAGCCACCAAAGCUGACGAGCGUUUACGACAUCACUAGACAGCCACUAGAGACCAGUUGAUAUCAAUCUGCCAAACUCACACAGUCAUUGGGCUCUCAGAGCUCUCUCCACUCUUAAUAAUGAAAAUAUCAGCCACUCCACAAAUCCUUGGCAGCCAAAGUUAAGAUGGACUUUGAGAGAGAGUCCUUGUUGACUCUUUGGACCCUCCUUGGAAUGUGAACGGGCCUGUGCCCAUCCGUGUGGAAAAAUCAGUUUAAUGGGAAGCUAUAUUUAUUUACGUAAAUACCGGUACGGGUCGUCGAGUGAUACCCGAUUAUUUACGUUAGGAGGGCAGUCAAGCAUUUCCUUUUUUACCUACAGCUGCCACCGGCCAUUUGUCCAUGAAAUUCGACGUCAGGAAAACAACGGACCACCUUGUCGUUUUCAUAUCGACCCGGGGUUUUUGUCGGUGUGUAUCGACAAGAAGCUUUUCUUCUUCUUCUUCUUUGAGGGUUGCACUAACGGUAACACUUUUGUGGACGGUGUGUAUGUGGUAUUAUGCCACCGAGAACCAAAGGAAUUGUUGUCACUUCCGCUGUUGGGCAGUUAAUCACAGUUUCGUGUGAAUUUUCUUGUCCAAUCCUCUUUCCCCCCUUUGCCUGUUCUUUUUCCUUCUCCUAUUUUUAGGCUUCUGCUUCCUUUUCUUACCGAAGGGGUUUCGUAAAGGGUCCCGUUGUGCGAUACCGUCGAAUGUUUUUCCGUCUAAAUUUCUCCCUGAAGGUUGGCUGCUACAAAUUACCCAAAAGUACUUGGAUAACGUAAUCGUAACCUGAUUAUUUUUCUACAUGGGCUCGUUUGAUUUCUACUUGGCGACACGAUAGCCGCCGCCCUAUUUUUCCCCCACAAUUGUCGAAACGGCUGUAAAUAUUCGAGGAAAGAAAAAAAAAACGAAUUUCUCUUUGUUACCAUUUUGGACUUCCGUUACCGAUUGAACGAGCCCCUUCCUAGACGGAUGGAUGAACCGGAUAAACUGACUUUCUUUUUCCCCCCUUUUAAACUUUUAUUUCACUCCAUUAGUCCGCGAUGGCAAUCCAAUCGAUAAAGGAUGUGUGUGUGUGUGUGUUCUUUCCAGGCCUCGUUCGUCUCUGUCUCGAUCGGUCAAAAAAUGUUUAAUGAAAUACAAACAUACAUUUGUACUCCGGCCCCCCACUUUCCAUAUUGGAAUGAGGCUCGAACGGAGAGAGCGCACGUCCAGGAAGAAGAACUAGAAAUGAUUCAGAACAAUGUCAGAAACAGACAAAACCAAUUACUUUUUUCCUAGUUCUUCUGGCAUCUUUAUACCUGACUUUGACCACUGUCAAGUUUGUUUUCUUGGCUAGAUACUCUCACUAGAUUAUUCAUAACCAGUCUCCCCCCCCCCUCUCUGCCGCCUCCUCUGGUAGUAGUAGCUAUUUAAUAUUCUUCCACCUCGUUUUUUGUUCGUGAUGGAAUCAGCCCUGAACCUUGUUGCACAGCGGACUUAUGGCCCCGAGCUUUGCAACAGUUAUUUUGCAUCAAAAGACAUCCUGUUUGCUCACGAUUGACGUCAACAUAGUCGGUUAUUGUUGUCCCGUCAUUCGGUUUUUCUCCACCCGCAGCCCCAACGCAGAAAAGCUGCUUGCUAUUCAUUUGUUUAAUCGAAUUCCUACCAAAAAGGAAAAGGUUAAGUUGAUAAUAUGAGGCGGAUUUGUGGCGCAGGAGGGCACGAGUUCACUUUCCGAUUCCUUUUCGUUAAUCCGAUUGUGUCCAACAACCUUUCCGGGGAACGAAAGUGUACUAGAAACUUUUUUCUCCAGUACGCCUGUACCUUGGUAUUCCGUCUCCCGCUGGCGAGAAUGUCUUGUCAUCUUGGAAAGAAGAGGACGGCAAAAACCCCCCAACAACGCAACAACAAAAUGGAUUUUUCCGAUUCGUUACUCUUUGGUUUAAGAGAGAGAGAGAGAAAAGGAAUGAAAGAAAAGAUUUUCUUCGGACAACAAAAUGACUGUGUUGUUGUAGUAGUUGUUUCGCUCUCACAGUGUUGUUUCGUUCAGAUGGGGGGUCGGGCGGAGGAAUGAGUUGAGCACGUCACUGGAUAUCAGAAUUCCUAUACACUCGCCGGUGUACGUAUCCACAGAGUAUUUAUUUUUACCUUUUUUUUUUUAUUUUUUUAGAAAAAAAGGAAUGAGAAAACAAAGAGGAAAGAGGUUUUAUUUCAUGUGGCAUUCUCUCACGGCGCUCACUUGACCGAGAGGUGGGAACUGAAUGAGAGAGCACAGCACAAGCUCCUAUCCCCCCCUCUUUCUUGUUGGUCUCUGCCUGCUUAAUAAUUCUUCUCUUAUUUGAACAAAAAAUAAUACACAGAGCGAGAGAGGGAGAAAGCGUAUUCGUAGCAGCAGCAGCCCGACACAUUUCUCAGAAAUGGAAUCUCUUUUUUUCAAUUUGGAAAAAAUAAGACGAAGUUUGUACUUGUCUGAAAAGGUUUUCGGGGUGGUCUUUUCCAGUUAACGUUAUUAUUAUUAUACUGCGCGCAAGCAUUAGUGACCCACGAAUGCUCCGGCUGUUGUUUUGUCUGUGGGAUAUUGUGUUGGACUGUGUAGUGUGUGUAAAAGUUCUUUUGGUCAAAAGAGGUGCGCACAUAACGCUGGCCGUGUAUCGCUUUGAUGACGUUGGGCUACCGUAUCGCAUGCAAUCAAUGGGCCAGCCUGGCGUCAGGUUGCGCUAUCCAUCUCAAAUCGUAUGCCUUUAUGCGUUGCCCGUUUCGGAGUUUUCAACCUUUCUCCGCCGACUGCUGAAUUUGUGAGUCAGAAAAGGGCCUCCUUUAAAAAGAAAAGGGAAAAAGAACGGGGAAGAAUUAAUCGAUUCGUCAUGGCGUGCGCGUGAUUUACGAAAGGGCCGAGAACACAAUACAAUAUGGUGUGUUCGGGAAUUCUACGACCCGUGCCCGUUUUGUAGUCAGUUUGCACAUUUUUUUUUUUUCUCUUUCUCAGCGCAUUUUUCUUUUUGCAUGUUGAGCAAAUCGGGUUGUACUACGUUGAUGGCUUGUUUUCUCUCUCUCUCUCCUCCCUGGCCAUAUUUCGACUAUUGGGUGAUUCAAAAGGUAUUGAAACAUCACCGUCUAUGGGGUUGGGUUGGUCGGGAGUCAACGUUAUUCCUGUUGUUGUUGCCGUUUCCUUGGGACGCAUCGCUGGACUUGGACGUUCCGUGUUAUGUCAAAUUGACGUUUUGAAUGGCCGAAGCCAAGUUUGGCAAGAUGCCGGACUUAACAAAUAGCCACUUUUUCUUUUCUUUCUUUCUUACUAAUUCGUGCUGCUGGCCAUUCGGUCCAGGCCGUGGCCCCCCUACUGAUUCUUAGUGAUCUGAAGCCUCUGAAUUGAUGAGACACAUUUACCUACGAGCGUAUGUAUAUAUAUACAUAUACAUAGUAGUAGCAAAAAAUACCCUGAAGGGCGGCCUCCUCUUGUCUUUCUCCAUUUUUCUGUUUUUCGUCGUUGCCGGCCACCUGCCAAGCUUUUUGGGUCCUCUUUUUUGUUUUUUUCUUUUCUUAUAAAGAAAAACAAAAAUUGUUCAGAAAUUCAAAAAUGCCAGAAGCGUAAGAGAUAAAAGAAGGAAAGAAAUGAUGAUGAUGAUUUUCUCUGAUUAUUUAAAAAAAAAUCGUCUUUCCCCUCUGGCCGUCGUGGCCGUCGUGACCUCUUUGAGUGGUUGCCUUGUUUUUCUUUUUCUUUUUUCGGUUGUUAUUAUUCCGCAAGAAUGCUGCUGAUUGCGCAUUGUUUUUCCUUCGUCUGUUUGUUUUCCAAUGUAGUGCGCGCGCUACUUUUACGUAACUUGGAUGACGAUGUCGAAAUGGAUAUGAAAAACUGAUUCUGGCUAUUUUUCAUUCAUUUGUUUUCUUUCUUUCUAUUUUCAUUUCAAAUGGAAUGCGGAGGCCCCCUUUUUUGGGCGGUGGACACAUCCGCUCUUGUGGACAGCUAUUUUCAUUCCCCAGCAGCUCCUUUGAUUUCGGCUGGACAUUGUCCUGGACUUGAAGACUUUUUAUUUCUCAAGUGGUUGGUGGGGUCGGAUGUUUUUAGCGGCCGAAAGUGACGUCUAUUGUGACAUGUUUCUCAUUUGGGUGCCUUUUUGUCUUGUCCUACCUGGCGCCACUUGACCGUGGAAGGACGGGCGAGUGAUUUCUCGUGUCCAUUUAUAUCUUUCCUCUCGACAUUUUGGCCGUCAGGGAGUUCUCCUGAAAGAAAAUCGAAUGAGUCUGUUCCUUUUCGACCCGGGCAAGAAAAGGUGGCGGCCGGUUGCGAGAGAAGCCCAACCAGAGAUUUUUGAUUUGGUUCUUUAUUGCGCAAUCAAGUUGGCCAGCUCAAAACGAAGACAUUUCUCGGUUCCAAAUGAAACGAAGCUGCGUGGGUAGUACUACUACCAAGGCGCGCUCUGUAAUGGCCGGUCGAAUCGUAGCCUUUGGGAAUCUUUUGUGGCCUUUCCGUUUUUAUUCUUAGCAGUCAAGAAAAAGAGAUCAUCUUUUUCUCUGUGUGUGUCGGGUGGCUUGUUUUUGUUUUCCCCCAUUUCCACUGAUGAUGAUGAUGGGGUACUCUGCCGUUAUGGCCGUACCAAAUGGAGAGCUCGGUCAGAGAGCGUCCAUCCAGCGCCUGGAUAGGCGUAAGGAAGAAAAACAAAUCCCAAGUCCAGUUUUUGAUGGCCAAUGGGGGGCGUUGAUUGUAGUGGCAGCUACGAGGAUUGUGUUCUCCUUGUCAAUGGCCGGCGUAACUAUUUUCAUUCGUUCCGAGUCUCUGGCGUUUCGCUAAAGGCGAAAUGUUGAGAUGUAGGGGAGAAGAUUGUCGAAAGAAUGAAACGAAACAAAAAAAGAACAAAACUAAAAUCAGAAAAGAGAUUGAGCGUGCCACUCUUGUAGCCAAAAGGAGGAGCGUCUGUCGUUGUUAGUGUGUGGUAGGGUUGUAGUAUAGUGGUGGUGUUAUAGCGGUAGCGUAGGCGCAAGUUGUUGUCUCUUCUUCUUUGCGAAGGCCAGCAACAGGUGAGCUGCGUAUACACCUGGAGGGUUCAGCGGCUGCUGCCCCUCCGGAUGAAAUAGGAACACUCGCGAGCGAAAGAAGAAAAAGAAAAUAACCUGGCGGGAAACACGCAUUCUUUUUUCUUCUUCUUUCAAAUUCUCUUUUCGCCUCUUUUUCCUUCGAUCCUCUUCUUUGCGCUCUUUUCCGAAAAGGUGAGAAGGAAAGAAAAGAAAAAAAUAACAAUUCAAAUUCCACACACUCGUAUGUUUUCUUCCUCCGCUUCUUUCUACGCGCGUGCAUGUGUGGAGUAGGAGGAGUUGAGUAGUCGCCGCCCCGUAAUACAUGGCAGCAGUCGUGUGUGUGUGUCUGCUAGAGCUGGGCUUUAGCUUUUAGCUGGGCUCUCUCUCUCUCUGUAUCGCCAAGCAAAAUGCCUUCGAGUAGGGCCGUCGCUCCUCAGUUGACCGUCAAGAGAGCGGCCAUACACACCGACGUAAUUUUCUUGUUUGCUUAUAAACGCCAGCCCCAUCCAGUGAGUGAUUUUUUCUCGAUUGAAAAAUUUUGAGCGAUUGGGCCUGACUGUCAAGGAAAAGGAUGGUGGAAGCGGGAAGUUGAUUCUGAGAAAAGCAAUUUGUUUCCCAUGUGGAUUAAUGAACGGUAGUCGUCAUUGCGCCCGGUCGCAUUGCCCAGUGUUAAGAGAAAAGUUGCUGAUUGAAUUACAAGUGAACUUUUUUGGGUGUGUGUCUGUGUGUACUGUGUGUGUUCAUCUUCACACAUCGUCGUUCACCGUCUGCGGCUUGUGCUUUGCUGGAACAUCCGCGUACUCGCACCGUCUGUUCCGUCUUCUUGAAUCGGCCCGUCACACGUGCCGCCUUUAGUCUCAACCGCAUCCAUCCAGCGCUGGAAGACGAAUAAAAAAAGACUCUUUUUUUGAUUGAGAAUUUGAUUGGAGCAUUGCCCUCGGUUUUUCGUGUUGGUUAUUUUUUUCUUGCGUGCGAGUGUUUCUCUUUCUCUCUCCCCCUUUUUUGGUGUCUUGUUAUUUUGUGUGCGGCUGCGGAUGGGAUGUCGCUGAAGGUGACGGGCGUUUACUUCUCGGCUUCGUCUGCCGGACCAGGUCCUGGCAAAAUGAAAGCCACGAUCCGCGCGGCUCGCCACCAUCCACCGCCUCCUUCGUCGCUGGCCCCUCAGCCCAUCCACUAUGUCCACCAUCAGCAGCAGCAGCCGUUGCCCAGCGCUGGCGGCCGGAACAACAGCAGCAGCAACAACAUUAUUUCUGCCAACAGUCCGACUGGCAACCUCGACCAGCAGCCAGCGCCGGCCAAAGGCAGCAAAGGGGGCGGCGGCCGGAUCAUCUCUAAUAGCCACAACAACCACCACCACCACCAGUACCACCACUCUCACCUACACUCGCAGUCUCUCGACUAUUUGCACCUCAACUUUGAGGAGAAGCGUCAGAUCAUCGCCUCUUCCUUGUCUCUAGUCGACUUCCUAAAUCAUCCGCCUGUCAAAGUUAAAGGUCGCCAUUCUCACACGAACGGGACACACGUCGGCAGCGGCGUCGGCGGGGUGACUGGCGUCGGUAGCGGUCAGACCCUGCCGGCGCCCAUCAACAGCUGGAACAACCUACCGCUGGAAAGGAGCAAAUCCAAGUUUGCCUCGCUCUCCCGCCUCUUCAAACCUUGGAAAUGGCGCGUCCGGCGAAAAUCCGACAAGCUGGAAAGCGUCUCGCAGACGCUGGAGAGGAAGAUGUCCAUGAGGGCUCACCGUGAUGAACUCAUUCAAAAGGGUAUUUUACUGCCGGAUUUGGCCAAUUCGACCACAUCUUCGACCAACGCCUCCAACACUCUUUCCACCAUUGCUGAAUCGAAACGAGACAAGGAUCGAACGAAGGAGGAGAACCAUUCGUCGUCGAGUGAUAGCGGCUAUCAGCCGUACUCUGGCGCCGGAUCGACCAUUACGUCGGCGUCUAGCAACGAUGCGGCCAGUAGUAGGUGUUCCCAAUCCUCUUCUAGCGCACUUGAGCAUCCGCAGCAAUCGGAUCCAUCGCCGCCUACUGCCAAUGCCAAUGCAUCCUCCUCUCCUUCCAUGCCUUGCGCUGUUGUUCCUACCGCUGCGUCCGCCACACAUCCUGCAUCCAGCACGUCCACUUCUACGUCGUCGUCGUCGUCGUCCGAACAACGGCCCGUCUCGUUGCAUGUCACUUCCUCGUCUCUUGCAUCCGCACUUCCUGCAUCAUCCAAUUCCACGUCUUCUUCCUCAUCACCUAAACCCAUUUCCUCCACUUCCACUUCUUCUUCUUACGCUUGGAACAAGCGGACCGGAGGCACGGGCCUGGUCGGGGCGGCCAAAGCUCGCGGAUGGUUGCGCUCCUACCACCAUCCGUCGGCUGUCAGCGCCGCGUCGUCCAAUGCCGACGCGGUCGACAGUAGCCAGAACGGCAGCAAUAGCGCCCCGCCCAGUCCGUCCAACGUGUCGGCCGAGUCAAGCGCUAGCGCUUUGUCCGGCGGCGGCGCAACCACGGGUAAUAGCACGAGUAGCACUAGCCAACAGGCGGCCACGACCAGCACGAGUGGCGUCCUGGUCAAUGGUAGCACUUACACCUCCUCCAACUCCACGUCCAAUUCCAAUUGCAAUUCCUCUUCGUCUGCAUGCGUGACGCCGUCGUUUGCGGCCAGCCUCAACGCCGCACUGGCCUCGGGACCGCUCAUGCCCAGCACCAACGGCCACCAUUCGCAACUGUACGACUCAUCGUCUUCUUCUCAUUCUUCUUCUUCUCCUCCUGCCUCGUCCUCUUCUCCUUCCGCCACCUCCUACCCCCUAGCAGCCAACGCCAACGCAGCAGCUGGACCUGGCGGUGGCAACCGACCCAACAGCCUGCCGCCCGGAAUGGCGCCCGGUCACGGGCUCCUCUCGGCCCUGGUCGGCCACUCUUCCUCGGCCGGCACGCCGCCGUCGCAACUGCGUCAGACGACGCAGACCCACUUCGGUAGCAGCUCGACGCCUUCGCCGACGGCCGUGACGUCGACCACUUCUGCGACGACACCACCCACGCUUCCGUCGGCGUCUUCGGCUUCUUCAACUUUUCCAUCGUCUGGCGGCUCCUCUCAGACGACGUCGGCCGCCGCCACCAUGUCCAUGUCUUCCGCUUAUUCACAAGUUGUCAGUUCAAUAGCUCAACGCAACAGUCAAGCCCAGCACCAACAACAAGGUUCCGGUUCGCCAUCUGUCAUGUCGAAGUUGCCCGGAAGGGCAGCCACACUGCCCAUCAUCUCCGUGGCAACGGCGUCGCCCUCGACGACGACGUCGGGAGCCAAUGCGGCGGCUUCGGGUGUCACCACGGUGACGACGUCGACGACCAUCACUGUCGGCUCGCACCCGUCCAACCGAUCUCCGGUCAUCGCCAUGGCCGUCCAACAGACGCCCGCGUCCUCUUCAUCAUCGUCGUCGUCAUCAUCCCAGGCAGCCCAGGAGUCAUCGUCGCAGUCGCAGACGGGCGCCCACGGAAUGCAGCCCAUGAUGACGGACCUGCUGGAGCCGCCGAUUGGCGUGACGGAAAUUGGACCCAUUCCGCCGCCGCCCAUGUUCUCCUCGCCCAGUCCAAUGCUACCUCCUCGCGGAGCCCAUCACUCGGCACCUCCGCCCACCCACGGCAUCCACCUGGCCCAUUUGGCGCCACCCGCCGUGGCCUCUUCAUCGCCCAACAUGCUGACGAGCGUCGGUCACGAUCUUUCGGAUCUUCAGGACGACGACGUUCCGGAAGAGAGCGUCGACGAUAGCGACAGUGAGAGAGGAGUGCCUCCGGCAGCCAAUUGGGUGAGAGCACAGGGACCUAAAGAGCCGUCGCUCCAUGCCAAGCCACUCAAGUCGGCGCUCAAGAAAUCCGGUGCUUCCGGAUCGGCCAGUAACUCACCGUCGACUCCUCCCACGCCGACCGUCAACACUCCGACCCAGGACUCGUCUCCGCACGGAAGUCGGGGUGUGGCAUGGCAACAGGAUCAGCCACCGCCUCCUCCGCCACCGGCCAGCACGCGACCCCUGCGAUUCGGCAUCAGCCUGGGCGGCAGCAGCAAUAGCAACAGCAAUAGCACGUCGAGCAACGGACAAGCGGUGAACGGCGGAUCGGCUCACGACCACAAUCACAACAUGCAGCUCAAGUCGGACAACAAUAACCGCGAGUCGAGCGCCGCCGCUGCAGGUGGCGCUGGCGCUGGCGGCCACGGGGUCAACCAUCACCACCACAAUCCGCCGCCUCCGCCUCACCACCACCACCACCACCAUAAUCAUCCGCCACCUCCGCCGCCGCCGGCCAAAGGCCAGAGACCGACCUACCUGCCGGUGCCGGUGCCGACGAUCCCCGUCCAGUGCGACUACGACUCUGACGAGUCGGACGGGCCGAUCCUCUACCGGGACGACGACGUCGACGACGACGAGGAGAACAUGUCUGAAGAAGCGAGACUGAGCGCCCGGAUAGCCCGCAAGGACAGCCUGGCCCUCAAGCUGGCCAUGAGACCCGAUCGACAGGAGCUCAUCGAGAGGGGCAUCUUGCACGCACAAACCGAGAGGGAGCGACACAUUCAACGCGAAACGAUCGGAGCCCGUUUGACCAGGCGGCUGAGUCUUCGUCCGACGCAGGAGGAACUGGAAGAGCGCAACAUCCUUAAAAGAACCAGUCCGGCGGAGGAGAAGAAGGAAAGGGAAGAGAAGAAGAUGACUCUCUUCCGCAAACUCAGUUUCAGGCCAACGGUCGAAGAGCUUAAAGCCAGAAAGAUCAUACGGUUCAACGACUAUGUCGAAGUGGCCGACGCUCAGGAUUACGACCGAAGAGCCGACCGACCGUGGACGCGGCUCACGCCUCAGGAGAAGGCCGCCAUCCGUAAGGAGCUCAACGAUUUCAAGAGCACCGAGAUGAUGGUUCAUGUUGAUAGUCUUUACAUGAUAAGAUUCCACAAAUGAGUUGUCCGAUUCUCCUUGACUGACGAACUCUGUGAUACUUGCAAAUAAGACUGGACAAAAGAGAGAGAGAGAAACUAUAAAUUCCCGUGUGCUUGUUUUGAUUGUGAGUGUGUGUCUCUGUGUGUGUGUGUGUGUCUCUCUCUCUGUGCCGUUGGGUUGUGCGCCUGGUGUACUAUUAUUCGGCUGGCGAGAUGGAAAUUUUUCCGGAAUUAUUUGUUCACUAUUUUUGUUUCAAGCAAGAAAAUGACCGUCAUUUUUUGAGCACGCGGAAGAUGCUUCUUUUGUUGACCUACAGAUGUUUACGGUGAAAUUGCUCGCACGGCCACUACAAAUGACUACAUGAUAUCGAAGUGCCUGGGAUUCUUUAACCGGAUGCAUAUAUUUACUUGCUUAUCGAGAAGAGAAAUGUCAAAGGGAGAAAAUUCUUUUAAAAAAAAAAAUCAGGAGAUGAAUUGACGGGGGCUGGGAAACGCUUUUAAAUGGUGAUGAUCCCCUCUUUGAUUAUUUGGUAAUUUUGGGGUCCCCUGAUAUUUUCCUACCGUCUUUUCUCCCGCCAUUUAUUUUUUUUCUUCUUUCCUUUGAUUUACUUCUCUUAUUAUUAAUUUUCUUUUUUGUUGGCGGUGCUGUCUGUAUCUCGUGAUUUCACUUGCCUUCCCGUGGAAGACGGGAUGACGUCAUUGUGUUCGAGUGCAGCGAGAGAAACAAACGCCAUUUUCCAUUCCAUUAUGAUAUAUUUUUUUUUUCUUUUUUCCCUUGGUAUAUUUCUUUAUUUUUUUUUUGUUUGUUGCUGAACUGCUGCUGCCACACCCUCUCUCCUCCUGUCCCUCCUCCAAGCGAAAAAACAAAAUGUGAAAACAAAAAAUCUGCAAUCGAAAUGCGAAAAAAAUUAUUACAAAUAAAGAAAAAACAAAAGAAAGUGACUCGGAUUUUCGAUCAACGAGUGCUGCACCUGCCCCUCGUCCCCUCCCUCCUGAUCAAUAUUAAAUAUCUAUUAUAAAAUCUAUUUGCGAUUGUGUUUUGGGGGGAAAACGCAGGGGGUGGAAAAUAAGAGAAUUAGUUAUCUGUUUGAUCUUGAUUUGAUUUCUUUCGAUUUCUUUCUUUUAAUUUGAUUUUUUUUUGCUUUCUUUUUACAAAUGAUUGUACAGACGUUUGUUUCGCUCCGAAUGACCGCAAUCAUUGUGUACAAAGUCGUCGUCUAUUUGCUCCCCGUUCCCCUUUUUGAUUCUCCCGCCGCCCCCCCCCCCAAUCUCUAAUAAUUCAAAAAUGCCCUUUGCAGUCGUGAACGAAUGAAGACGAACCUAAUCCUCUCCUCCGAAACAUGAGAACAAAUGGAUGCUAUUAUAUCCGCAUAGUAUUAUGUUUAGCCUAUUCCCUUUCAAUGAGAAAUGCCCCAGUCCCGCGAUAUAAAACACAAAAAUGAAUUCCUUUUUUUUUUCUUGGCCUUUUGGCCCUCCACACUUCUACUUAUCUUGUCCUCCUACUCCCCCAUCUCUCCAACAAAAAAAAAAUGCUCUUGGCUUUGUUGAUCCCGUGCGUGUAGAUGUGUUCAAGUGACUCACCCAAGUUUCUCCUACAUGUCGGUCGCUGGCCCACCCGUUCCCUCCCCUCCCUCCCCCAUCUGCGUCCGUUCACGGCGCCAAUCAAUUCAAUCAUGGUCCCUUUUUUUAUUAAUUUUUUUUAAUACGAAAGAAAGAAAAAAUUGAAAUACAUUAAUUAUCGAUCA
Molecule: messenger RNA, 11831 nt
Organism: Daphnia pulex (common water flea)
Lineage: Eukaryota; Metazoa; Arthropoda; Branchiopoda; Diplostraca; Daphniidae
Product: phosphatase and actin regulator 4-A-like
Exons: 12
Coding region: 6218-10108 (1296 amino acids)
Biological process (GO): actin cytoskeleton organization
Molecular function (GO): actin binding
Source: RefSeq, a predicted model, not a curated record